AUGAAACGAACUGAAUUGGACCUAACAUCUAAGGUCACCAUUCAUGUCAAUAGUUCUGAAGCAGCUAAGGGGGGAGACAACAUGGACCCUGGCACUAAAAUUGCUCUCAUAUCAACAUCUGCUGAAAGUGUAACUCAUGUUGCACCAUCUGAAGAGAAGUCAUCAGAAAAGGCUGCUCCAUCGCCGCUACCUCUUGCUGAAGAGAAAAAGAAGAAGCCUAAGCCGAACAUGGAAACCACUUCUGUCAUAGAAGAGCCUGAAGAAACUUCUUCACCUCCUAAACCCUCUGCAACAAACCCCAUCUGCCCCCAAAAGACAAGGAAAGAAAACUUUGCAUUUAAACCUUUAGCCUUCUUUUUCUCUCUAAGACACCCGUUUCUUGAUCACCUAUCAUCAUAUUUUUGUGAAGAAAGAGAGAGAAUUGUAGGGAUCGGUUUAAGCUGUUUAGGAGGUUGA
Molecule: messenger RNA, 456 nt
Organism: Fraxinus pennsylvanica
Lineage: Eukaryota; Viridiplantae; Streptophyta; Magnoliopsida; Lamiales; Oleaceae
Source: the annotation of a GenBank genome assembly